UCUUCCUGGGCAGAUGUUGCCGUCCCUCUGACUUCGUUUCUGGUCUUAUCCUUCCUCCCUGCUGCUGCUCCUCCAAGCCCAUCCUUUCAUCUCCGUCGCAAUGCCGUCUUCACCACCAUACUCGUGUCGCGGCUCGAUCUGCUGCUCCCGAGCGCAGCCACCUCGUCCCCGACCCCGAGCUCCCCUGCCUUCUUUUCCCCGUCAUCUCCGUGUUCCCUUCUUCUCUAUUUCACCCGUUUACUCACAUCUCCCUCUAUCUCUCUUGCUUUCUAUUACAGGGAGGCCGCCAUGGACGCCUAGGUCCUCCACUCCAAGCCUCCGACCCACACCCCGGCGGCCCUGCCGACGUCGACGCCUAGGAAGACCACCAUGCUCGCUGCAGGAGCUUCGAGCCGACCCCGCAGCAUGUAGACCUCCGCCGCCCGUCCGUCGUGGGGAAUCACCAGAUCCGGCCGGUAUCCGACCUGCCUCGCCAUCCUUCGCCCGUUCCCGGCGUAUCCCCGACGCCAGGAGCUCAGGCGAGCGCCGCCACAAGACUCUGCCUCCUCUGCUCCGGAGCCCGCCAUGGAGGAAUGCGCUGGGAGAGAGUCAUUCUCACUACUCAUGUCCAAUAUUUCUUCAAUGAAGAAGAUACCCGCGUGGACAACUCCAAGGAAUUUUAAACUCACAUUAUGCUACUUAUGUUUCAAAACUAUUUUUCAACAAUAAACUAUUCAAGUAUAAUAAACUUCAUAUAUUUGUAUUUUCAUGCUCAUAUUAUUAAUUGUAAUAUUCACGUUUCAUAUAAGCAAGUAUCAUCUAAACAUAUUGCCAACAAUUCCUGCAGCAACGCGCGGGGAAUUGUUUAGUUUUUACAAUACAUGGUUAACAUUCUUUCUAUACACAUUUAAUAUUUUUGAAAUGCUUGGUUAACAUUUUUAAAUACUUGUUUAGCAUUUUUUCAAAUGGUGGAUUAACAUUUUUAUAUACACGAUCAAUAAAAUUCGUCAUUUUUAAUACAUGGUCAAAAAAAAUUAUACACACAUUUAACAUUUUUCAAAUGCUUGAUUAAUAUUUUUCAAAUACUUGUUCAACAUCUUUUAUGAAUGCUUGAUUAAUAUUUUUAUAUACAUGAUCAAGUUUUUGUUGAAAUACUUGUUCAACAUUCUUGAAAUACUAUUUCAACAUUUUUCAAAUACUUGUUCAACAUGUUUCAAAUGCUUUUUGUAGACUGUCUUUUAUAUACAUGAUCAAAAUUUAUUGAAAUACCGGUUCAACCUUUUUCAAAUACUUUUUAAACAUUUUCAAAUACUUGUUCUACAUAUUUUAUUUUGAAUUCUUGAUUAACAUUUUUCUAUACAUGAUCAACAUUUUUAAAUACUUGUUCAACAUUUUUAAAUAAUUAUUCAACAUGUUUCAAAUGUUUUUGUAGACUUUUUGUAAUAUAUAUAUAUAUAUAUGUGUAUUUAAAAUAUUUGAAAGUAUAAACAAAAGUACAAAAAUAAAGCAAAAAACGAAAUCAGAAAACCUAAAAAAAUAGAGGAAAAUGUGGUUGUGGCUUCUCUCGCGCUUGGGCUGGCCCAAUCCGCCCUCUCCGAUUCGACCGGCCCGUCACACGAUUGGGCGCCACCCGUUAGACCGGCCCGUUUUGCUACGGGACUUGAUGGGCUGUACUUGCGCCUCGUAGGCAAAAAGGCGGAAUGGACGGUUCGUCGACUUGUGACGGCGACGGGUUUUACUGGAGCGGAGGCGCAUUUCCUUUUCGUCCUCUUCGCUCGUGGGAAGGCGCAGCAGGUCGGAGGAGGAAGCCGUGAGAAGUUGGCGAGAGAGGAGAUGGGGAAGGGCGGCGAGCUGUGGGACGACUCGGCGCUGGUGGACGCCUUCGACCACGCUGUCGCCACCUACAAGGCAAUGCAUGGCAAGAACAACCAAGCUGCUCCAUCUGAGAAACCAGAGUCAGAAGAUGUAGCUGCUGCUGCCGCUUCUGCUGCCGCGUACGCUGCCGCUGCUGUUGCAGAAGAACCUGUCUCUACUGAAGUGGCAGAUGAGCAAACAGAGAAAAAUGACAGCUGCACUAACUUACCCGUUGGCCCAGUGGAGACACCACAGCAGCCCUGCGAAGAAAGAAAGACCGAUAAGCAAGCUCCUCUUCGAGGAACUGAUCUGGGCAAAGAGACAAAUAUCUCUGAAUCUAAGACAUGCUUCUCUGAUGUCACCAAUACUGAGGGAAAGGAUAGCUCAAACCAGCAGACAGAGGACUACAAUGAAUUACUGAGGAAGUACUAUGAACUUGAGGUGCAAAGCCAGAAAGUUCUUGAGCAAUUACAUCAGACAAAUUAUUGGAAUUAUCAAACCCCUGAACAAUCUUCAGCAUAUCAACAGCAGCAAGUUCCUGCUUACAUUGCCACAGCACCAGACCCAAACUCUUCAACCACUCAAACCUCAUGCUGCUCCUUGAAUGUUCCCAUGGUUUCAAUCUCCUGCUGUUCAACUGGUCAACAAAGUGGCGAAUCCACUGGUAUGCCACCUAAUGGAGGCUGCAGCAUAUCAUUCACUUGUGAUCAUUGCCCUGGAGCAAGCACUACAUAUCCUACUGGUUCAGCCUUUACGCAGCUCCCAACUAAGGUAUCUACUGGCGAUGAUCAAGUUGCUAAGGCUGCAAUGAUGACUGCUGAAGGUGCCAUGAAUUUCAUGAGAAAUACAAUAUCUGGAGAUGCUGCCUCCUUUCCAAAUAUGAGAAAUGAAGGUGGAAUUGGAAAGGAGAAUAACACAACUGUGGGCAUGAACCUGAAUUUAGACACCACAGGAGCAAACAGUGAUCUCGCUGUCGUACUGAAUGCAUGGUAUACAGCAGGGUUCUACACUGGCAGGUACCUCAUGCAGCAAUCGAUGAAAAAUCCCCGAGAAAAUUGAGUGCCAAAAGCCAUAUAGUGGCUCACCAAGGAUCCCUUUCACUUCGGGAAGAACUGAAAUAUGCACUCAAAUUAUGAUGUAACUGAACAUGCUGAUGGAAUUCUGCAACCACUGUUUUAUGCCAGCCAGUACUUUUUCAAGCAAGUGUUAGGGUAUUCUUACAUAUGAAUAUGAAUUUGCUGUAAUUUGCAGUAAAUGCUUGUCUGGAUAGGUAAGGAUUAGCUCAAUCCCUUCAGAUUGGCAGGAAUUGUUGCCUGCCUAUUCAACUAAGUUCCAAGUGGGUAAAGAUGACGCGUUCAUGACCUUGUCGCUCAAAAUUUGUGAAAUACUACCCAGUAUCAAUAUAUAUUAGCUUAAUCCA
Messenger RNA from Triticum aestivum (bread wheat), 3253 nucleotides. RefSeq lists its product as uncharacterized. The transcript has 8 exons. Bases 1813 to 2892 code for a protein of 359 amino acids. Lineage: Eukaryota; Viridiplantae; Streptophyta; Magnoliopsida; Poales; Poaceae. The record is from RefSeq and is a predicted model, not a curated record.